ACAUCUAUUGGAACCCAUACAGAAUUCGUUCAUAGCUCAUACUAUUAUUGCUCUCUCUCCCCUUCUACGAGCAAAAACCUAUUUCUUUCAUCGAUCAGCCUGUGGUGAUCAAAUUAAAUUACUGAGGUCAAAUUAAGGUUCUGUUCGGGAAGAAGAAGAUGAAGUUCACAGCUAUGGUGCUGCUAUGUGCUCUUUUCCUCAGCUCCUCUUUCUUUGAGUCCACCAUGGCCGGUUCAAGCUUCUGCGACUCGAAAUGUGCGGUGAGGUGCUCGAAGGCGGGAGUGCAGGAUAGGUGCCUCAAGUAUUGCGGCAUCUGCUGCGAGAAGUGCAAUUGCGUUCCCUCAGGCACGUACGGCAACAAGGACGAGUGCCCUUGCUACCGUGACAUGAAGAAUUCCAAGGGCAAGCCCAAGUGCCCCUAAAAUCCCCAAACCUAUCGCGAAGAUUAAAUUAUCAUUACUCACUGAAUCAAUUGGAUAAUACAUAAUUCGGUGGGGGUAUGGUAAUAUGUAAUUUUACUGUUAAUAAUGGGUGUCCUUCAAUUUCCGGAGGGAAAGGAUAAAUUGAUCUUGUGGAUGUUGGGAUAUAUAUAUUAUAUUAUGUUUUAAUGUUUACAUUUGCUGGGGUCAUAUAUAUGUCUCGUUGUAUUUGAAUGAGUUUCUAUUAAUAUAUAGGUACAUAUACAUAUAUAUAUAUAUACAUGUGUUUCUAGUUUA
This is a messenger RNA of Punica granatum (pomegranate), 716 nucleotides long. NCBI's taxonomy places the organism in Eukaryota, Viridiplantae, Streptophyta, Magnoliopsida, Myrtales, Lythraceae. The record is from RefSeq and is a predicted model, not a curated record.